CCAAGCAUUCCUAGCUCAGUUCCCUCCUCUAGCUCUGAACAGAGCAACAGCUUUUCUUGCUCCCACUCAAGCAGUAACCAGAUUUUGUAGGGUGUGCUGCUGCAAUUGCUGCCUUCGCUAACAUUGACAUGAAACAUGAAAACGGUUGUUAUUCUCCUAGUGCUGGCUCUGGCUACGAUUUUUGCUUUAGUUUGCGUCUUGCUGACUAAAAGGGAAAAAAGUACCAGGUGUGUCCCCUCAGAACCACAGAAUUUCACUGAGGGUGGGAUCAGUGAUCAGAGCAAAAUCUUUGCUGACCUGACAGCAGAUGAGAUGACACAAGUGGUGAAAUUUCUCAAGGACAAUCUUGGUGUACCCCUGAAAGAUGCAUUUCAUGCAAAGCCAUCGGACAACUGCAUUUACUCUCUGGAUAUACACCUCCCCGCCAAAGCAGAAGUACUGGACUUCCUUGAUGAUGGAAAAAAACAGCCCCAUCGGCAGGCACUGGCUGUGGUGUACUUUGGGGGCCAACUAGACCCAAAUGUCACAGAAUUCGUAGUAAGUCCUCUUCCAAAUCCAAAAUACUAUGAAGACAUCACAAUAAAGAAAUUUGGCAGGAGGGUGCCGUAUCACAGCAGACCAGUGACUGAGAGAGAGUACAGAGAUAUUGAUGAAUUUGUUUUCCGUGAGCUCGUCAGUGCAUCCAGCCUCCUUAAAGCAUGCUGUGAGUAUAAUGGCACUAACUUGGCUUCCCUGACCACAGCCCCGCGAGGGUUUGCGUCUGGUGACAGAGCCACUUGGUUUGUCCUGUUCCAGAAUGUGGUGGGCAGUGGAUACUACCUCCACCCUAUUGGCUUGGAGGUGCUGGUGGAUCACAGCAGCCUGAACCUCUCUGAGUGGAAGAUUACGAAAGUGUUCUACAAUGGUCACUAUUUUCAGGAGCUGGCACAGCUGGAAAGGGAGUUCAAAGAUGGUCGUGUAAAGGAGGAGAGAGUGAAGAUAACCCAGGUACAUAAUUUUGCUCCCAGGAAGCACUCCAGCCCUCGUCCUCAUCCUGGCCCCUUCCAGUCUGAGCCUCAUGGGGUCCGCUACCAUGUGGCAGGCAAUCAUGUUGCCUAUCAGUCCUGGACAUUUGCCUUUGGAAUGAACGUGUAUACAGGGCCACGUCUCUUCAACAUCAAAUAUGGCAAGGAAAGGAUUAUCUAUGAGUUGAGUCUGCAGGAAGCCCUUGCCACUUAUGGCUCAAAUUGUCCUGGAGGGAUGGUGACCAGGUACAUGGAUGGCAGCUUUGGCAUUGGGAGGUUUUCAUAUGAACUGGUUCGGGGCAUUGAUUGCCCCUACAUGGCUACCUAUGUGGAUCAAUACUCCUUGAUAGACUCUGACACCCCAAAGCUGAACAAGAAUGCUUUCUGCAUCUUUGAGCAUGACAUGGGAUUGCCCCUGCGUCGCCAUUUUUCCAACUUAGGUUCCUUUUAUUAUGAGGGGCUAGCCAAAUAUGCCCUGGUCUUAAGAGCCAUUUCCACCAUUAUUAACUAUGAUUAUGUCUGGGAUUUUGUGUUCUACCAAAAUGGUGCAAUAGAAGUCAAGGUCCACGCCACAGGAUACAUCAGCUCGUCCUUCUUCACGGGCGGGGGAACUGCAUAUGGAAACAGGGUAGGGGAGCACACGCUUGGAACCAUGCAUAACCAUCUAAUAAACUAUAAAGUCGACUUGGACAUUGGAGGAACCAAAAACUCCUUGGUGGCUGUUGAUAUGGCAUUUGAGUCUCUGCAGGCCCCAUGGAGCCUAGAGCACCAGAUUCAGCGGCCAGUACUCACAAGCCAAGUCCUGGAUAAGGAGGAAAAAGCUGCCUUCCCACUAGAAAACAAAAUGCCUCGAUACCUGCACUUUACCAGCAGCCGUCAGAACCGGUGGAAGCACCCGCGUGCCUACCGCAUCCAGAUCGUCAGCUUUGCAGGAGACCACUUGCCCCAGUCAAGCACCAUGGAGCGGUCUAUCAGCUGGGGCAGGUAUAAGCUGGCUGUCACCAAGCGUAAAGAGGAGGAGCUGAGCAGCACGUGCAUCUAUAAUCAGAAUGACCCUUGGGAUCCACUGGUGGCCUUUACUGACUUCAUAGACAAUGAGACCAUCUCUAAUGAGGAUCUUGUAGCCUGGAUCUCAGUUGGCUUCCUGCAUGUGCCUCAUGCUGAGGACAUCCCCACCACUGUCACGAUUGGCAACGAGGUGGGCUUUUUACUCCGGCCCUACAACUUCUUUGAUUAUGAUCCCUCCAUCAGCUCCCUUGACAGUGUCUACUUCACAACAGAUCAAGAUGCUGCCAAAUGUGAGAUCAACCAGGCUGCCUGCCUGCAAGAGACAGCCUCGUGUUCCCCCAGUCUACCUCCUUUCACUUACAGUGGCUUCAGUAACUUGACAAGUCCCUAACAAGCUUCUCUAUUUUGUUCCUUCAGGCUUGCCAAAACAUGCCUCAGUUUUAGUUGAACAACAUUGUUGCUAUGCCCAAAUUAUACCUCACCUGAACAGCCCUAAAUCUACAUAUCAGAACAGAUAAAGCCUUCCCCCAUUGCCUCCACCCUCAGUUUAGGGCUGCAGAGUUUUUUCCUCUUAGGCGAACUGGAUGCAGAGUUUCUGCUUUGGCCUUAUAGUAAAUAGCCUCACACAUUUUAAAAAAUGUAACAGUUAUAUGGAAAAGUCACAAUAUUUUGACACUAUUAGGAUGGUGUAGGCUGAUCUUGUAAAUGCUUUAGUGCAUUCAGAGAUUACUACCACUUUGAAAAUGGUUAAGGAUGUCAGUUGAACCAAGAGGUUGCAUGAUUUUGUUGCAUAUCAGGGAGGGGCUCCAACAGGAAUAUAUUAGAGUGAAUUAUAAGCUGAUUACUCAGUAGUGCUGUGCCAAACUCUCCCCUCAAUUUUAUAAAGUAAAGGAGAGGCUUACUUUUACCAUAGAAGGCAGGAGAUGUUUUUACAAUGUCUGGAACAGCAGCAAAUUUUUAAUGGAAAAAAAACUUGUGGAAAUUCUGCCUGCUUCCUAUGAUAUUUGUAAGCCCCAGAGAAUUCCCAUUAAAAAGAACCAUUAUUUGGAAAUACCAGCUAUACUCAUCCCUGAAAACAUUGAGAGUAAAAGAAUGAAUGUUUUUAUACAGUUUGAAUGUUAUUAUACAGGUUGUAGGAGGUGUCUUCAACCUUUCAUAUUGUCCUUCCAAAUGGCCGCUGCAGUGUAAUUUCAUAAUAGCACAAGAUGGACAUGGCAGCUCUUUUGGGAUGGUGAGCAGAACAUGACAAGAGUUUCAGCUGACAGCUCCUGACGUGGUGAGUCAUUGUCAUGAGCUAGGCAUUCCCUCCCAUGCAAGACAGUUUCUCCAGCACUUCUUGUAAGCCUCUUUAUUCUACACAGAAAACUCUAAGCAUUUGCAAGCCUCUGAGCAUACACAAGAUGUGUUGACCCCUCUGUGCCCCCCUUUACCCAAAGCUUUGCUUAUGAACCCUUCAGGGUCUGUCUCUGGAAGGAGGGGUGCUAUGGAACCAGGUGUGCCUUUGUUUCUGCACUCUGAGCCCCUAAUUGGACCAGCCUGUGGCUUUGAUGAUGGGCCCUCGGGUCCACGUCUUCAGGGGGCUGGCAGUCUCCAUCUGGGAGGCUGUUCAUUUCUAAAUCUCCCUCCCGUCCUUCGUCUGCUUCAUUCCCACAGGUGGGAGGGAGACAGGGCCCCAUGGGUGUCCUCGAGCUACUUCCAUCCAGAGCAGGCUCGGAGUGGUACUGCGGGAGGGAGUCUGCAGGUGCAGGCCGGUCUGUUACAGCAACAAUCCCAUUAUCAGAGUGUGAGCUCUGAGCCUCGUCUGGUUCAGCCAGCUCCACAUCAUCCUCAGAGGCUGAGCUAUCAGUCCCACAAAGCAGGCCAUUUCUCAUGUGCCUAGGAAUCUUGUCCGAGCGUAUGCACAUGACAGUUAUUGGUCUUCAGCAGUAACUAUGAGUGGCAUCGCAACUGACUUACCUUUCAGGAGUAUCAAGCUUUUCCUGAGCGUGCACCUUCCUUUGUUCUGUCUGUAACAAUGGAAGAGACGUCAUUGAAUGAAGAAGAUCCAAUUCAUGUGAAUAGCUAUUUUUUAAAAAAUGGCAGGAGAUCCUUUAAAACAUACACACUUUUUUAUAGUAUGCAUUCAUUUAAGUCAAAAUGCCUCAGGAAAAAAUGUUAACACAUCUCUAUUGAUUUACUCGUAUGUUGUGUAUAUGUGGCAAGAGGUUGUGGGAAGGAGGCUGCAUUCUCAAAAAUAGCUGUUGGGGAGCAAAGGCUAGCAAAGAUUCUAUUACUCUGAUUGAUGAAAAAAAAUAAGGAAGAGUUAAGUCAAAACUAUUUACAGUUUAUUCCAAUACACAGGAACUACAUGCAUAAUGUAGGUAGCCCCCAAAGGGACUACUAAGAUGAAAUACAUACAAAAAUGCCUUUACAAACUAUCAAUUGAUACAAUUUGGAGGAGGGUCGCAGGACAGGAAGUUUGCUAGAGACACAAUAGGGUAAAAGAGGAUUGAACUGAUUAAGACAAUGCAAUACAAGAAGAACCUUCAGGACAGGCAAACAAUUAGCAUAUCUAAGGUGUGACCCCAAAGGAAGAUCUUUCAGGACAGGCAUAUUAGCGUAUCUAAGUUUUUGGAAUGAGAAAGCCAGCUGUUUUUGGCAGGCAUUCUCAAGGCCUGCCUAUUGGAAGGAGGAAAAGGAGGGGGCCUUGCAAAGUGGGCUAAUUCCAGAUGUUGAGAUGAGAGAAGCGGAAAUGCUUAGCUCAGGGCCAGACUCCCCUGGUGGGCAGGCAGCCUCUGGGAAUAACCAAGAUGUACAGUUAAUGGGAGGAGCCUUGGAACAGGGGAGUUUCUCAGGGACAGGUGAGGUGGAUAUGGCUCUUGACCCCAUUAUGUGAUGUUGGGAGAGGAAGAUGGCCCAAAUAGAGGAUUGGUGUGCACAGAGAAGGUGUGCUUGUUUCCAAAAGGCCCCUCCCAAAAGGAUGAGGCUCAAACAUAUAAGGAGAGUUCCUAGAAGUAAAUACUAGAUUGGAUUCCACAAACCAAUUCUGGGCAUUUGUGUUUCUGGAAAAUGCUUUGGUCAAUAAGAAUGUUUUGCAAGAAAGGUUUGUAGCUAUUGAUGUGCGAAGGGAGGAACUCUAGCUCACAACACUAAUGUAUCUUUGUGGAGCAGGACUUGCAACUUCGAUUCCCAAUCAGAUCAGGAAUCCCAUCUGAACUCAAAAGCUGUUCCUAGUGUCAGGUUUUAUUGGCCAUAUUAUGGCAGAGUUUCACUCAUUUUGUCCUGAUGCAGGAUAGUAGGUCUUGGGGCCCCAAGAUCAAUUUCUAAAGAUCCAGAUUUUCUUCCCUCACCCACCUGUGUGGAUAUGGAGUCAUCACUGCCUCCACAGUCUGAGGGGUGGGUGGGUAAGGCCACAUACCUGGAAAUGGCCACUGAGGAGUCGAAGUUCCACCCCUGCCAAGGAUCCCUAAACACACGGGGUCUUUGCUGGGAGAGCUUGUAGCCUGCUCAGCCAUUUUUUGACAGUUCAGCUGUUCCACCACUGCCAUCACUACUAUGUAAGAGAGAAGUUUGGGGUUUUUCAAAUAUGUAUUUGUAGUAUUAUCAGUCCACUGGCAUUUAAGUGCUAGGUGCAAAUAUUUUAAUGUUUAAUAGGCAGAAAAGUGCUAGAGCUAGAAGAGGAAAAUCCUGAGGGAAGGGAAAAUGAGGAAGAAACUCCCUGGAAAAGGUUGAAAAGUGCAGAAAACUAGAAAACAUUCUGCAUCAGUGGAAACAGUGGAACCACGGAACUGCUUUCAGUUACUUGAGGAUGAGACUGGAGGCAGCCUGCAGUGGAAGAACUACAAGUCAUACAUCAGCUGCAACACUGUCAAGAGGCUAAAGGUCAGCCAAACAGUGGCAAUGAUACCAAGGCUUGCAAGAACAAGAAGAGUGUUAGUUGUGGGAGACUCCCUUUGCCUGGGAUGGAAAUGCAUGUACGUCAGGAAGACUUGUGGACUCAUCAGGUAUGCUGUCUCCCUGGAGGACAGUUUAGUGAUAUAACUGAAGGAUUGUGAAGGCUCGUACAGCCCAUUGACACAGAUCCCUUCCUUCUUAUACAUGUGGGAACAAAUGAUACUGCCAAGUGGAACUUUGAAGUAAUCACUCAGACUUUGAAGCUUUUGGGAGGAAAGUCAAGAACUUUGGAGCCCAUACAGUUCUCUCUUCCAAUUCUCUUCCAAGAACUGGAAGGAAUGGACAUGGAAAGAAAAAUACUCCAAGUGAAUGCCUGGCUACAAAGUUUGUGCCAGUGUGAGACACUUGGAUCCUGGGAUCACAGGUUACACUUCCUGGAAGAUGGACUUCUGGCAAGGGAUAGGUUGCACCUUACAAGGACUGGAAAGAAGGUGGUUGGCCACAGCAUGACGAAGUUUAUCAGGAGAGCCUUAAACUGAUUCCUACAGGGGAGGGAGACAUACACCUGGCAUAACAACAGACAAAGACUUGUGCACUGCAACAAAGAGAAGAGCUCUAAUAGUGCCCAAUAAAGUAGGAAAAAAGCUAGAGUAUAAAACACAUGUCCUUGAUGUAUUUAUAGUAAUGCCCAGAUUAUGGGAAACAAACAGCAUGAACUUGAACAAGAGAACUUGAUACAGGAGAGUGCAUUUGACUUGACUUGGUAGGAUGACUCCCACGACUGGAAUUCAACAACUGAAGGAUAUAACCUGUUCAAGAAGAACAGAAGCAACAGAAAGCGAGGUAGAGUCACACUAUAUGUUAAAGAUGCAUAUCUCUGCACAGAAAUAAAGGAUGGUGAGCUUAGAAGCCCCAUUGAGAGUAUCUGGAUUAAUACAAAUGGAGCAAGGAACAAAAGGAAAACAGUGGCUGGAGUCUAUUACCAACCACCCAGUCAAGGAGAAGAUGAGGAUGAGACUUUUGAAGAGCAAAUUGUCAGUGAUUCAGGGGGCACGACAGCAUUUUUAUUUUCCGAAUUAUCUGUUAGGAAACAAAUUCUGCCAAACAUGGCCCCUGCGAAAGAUACCUAAUAUGUGUUGCUGAUAACUUUUUCCAACUGAAAGUGGAGGAAGGAAUGAGAGUGUCGGGAUCAGGGCCUGGAUGCCCCUUCAACUGCUUGCAGAACCAGAAACACCCUUGCAGGCACUCUCAGGGAACAGUUGAGGAGCAAGUAUGCAGUGCAGCUGGAGGCCCUGGAAGCCAGCAUAAAAGACCUUCCUGCACUGUUCCUCUUUGCCACAGCGACACAAGCUGUCCUGGUGACUCGCUGGUGCCCUGAUUCCUGCAUUGCCUCACCUGAAUCCUAUUUCCUGCCUGCCAACCCAUCUUCUUGCAUCUUGUAUCCUGCCUUGUUCCUGCUCCAGUCUAACCCUGAUUCCCACGUACCUGCACCCAUCCUCCCUGACCUCACCUUAAUCUUGAAUAUGACUGUCUUUCUGGAACUUGACCUUUGGACUGUGCUCUUGAACUGCGCCUUUCAAUUGUAAUAUCUUAGACUCUGUUUGCUUGGAUCUAUUGUUUCCCUGGCUUUGACCUUAUAAUGUUAAUCAAACAUGCUCUUGCUUCUGGCUCUCUGAAUCUGCUGCAGGACUCCAUCUUGCACCUGUGCCCUGGUCCCCGUGUUCCAGCCUUAGCUGCCUACCGAUCCUGCCUCAGACCUUACAAUGAAGAAUGGCUAUUCUUAACUUGACGCUAACCAUCAGGGAAGACCUAGUGGAUGAAGUGGCAGUUAUGGGAACUCUGAGGGAAUUGACCAUGCCAUACUUGAAUUCCUGAUUCUAAAGGAAACAAAAGCCACAUGUAGCCAAGCAUGUGCCCUCGAUUUUAAGAAAGCUGAUUUUACUAAACUUAGAACAAUGAAAAGUAAAGUCCCAUGUCAUGAGUGGAGCCAGGAAUCGGACUAGAUGGCUCAGGAGGCCCCUUCUGACUCGCUCUGUUUCUAUGUUUCUAAGUGACUCUAAUGAGAAAAGGAGCCUAAGAUGGGUGGGAGUUUUUAAAAAAGGAAAUUCCAAAGGCACAAUUGCAAACAAUUCUAACAAGGAAAAAAGGUAGAAGACAACAGAAGAAUCCAACGUGGCCUCACAGAAAGCUUACAGGUGAUCUGAAAACAAAAAGGGGCAUGUAAACAAGUGAUGAUAGUUGCUUGAUCUAGCCCACUUUUAGCUAGUUUACUAAUCAGGAUGUCAUGGGGCGCUUUGUUGAAAGCUUUGCUGAAACCAAGCUGUUUCUACAGCAUUGCCAAAAUCCUCCAGGGAUGCUAAAAGCAACAAAAAAGCCUUCUUCAGGUAUGUCCAGAGUAAAAGAAGAAAGAAAUGGGGGGGGGGGUCCCACUAUUCACUGUGAAUGGCAAAAUGAUAAAAGAUGGCAAAGAAAAGACAAAGUGAUUGAUUCCUUCUUUGCCUGAGUCUUCUCCCAAAAGAAGAUCUAUGACUUUCCUGUUGAAGAGGAAGCUGAAGCAGCAGGUUGGCAACUGCAUAUAACACAUAGGCAAAUGUCAAGAAUCAUCUAAUUGGGUUGAAUGAAUACAAAUCUGCAGGGCCAGAUGAAUUCCAUCCUAGAGUCAUAAAGGAGUUGGUGGGAAAAACUCUCAGAAUCAUUGUCUAUUAUCUUUGAGAAAUCAUGAAAUAGUUAUUGGAGAUGGACUGAGGGUAAGGAUUAACUGUAAACAUCCAUAGGGCCAAGAGUUAUUGGGUUCCAAAACGGUUCUCUUUUGUGUAUGGGGUGGGGGUAUGCAGACAUUUUUUUUGCACGCCUGUGACUAGCUGUAUAGUAGCUGUAUCUGCUCAUGUUUACAUGUAGAAUAUUAUAUGGGGAAAGUAAUACUGGUCUACCUACAAGAUUGUUUUAAGGUCUAAUUAGAUAAUCAGCUUAAAGCAAAGGAAAACUUCCAUGGCCAUUUGUAAGGACAGAAUUUUAUUUUAAUUUUUGGCCACAACAAGACAGUCCCUAGAAAUCACUGUAAAGCAACCAAUCACUUGUGAAAGGUCAUGUGUUUUGUGGUCAUUCUUAAUAAAGCAAUACAUCUGUACUUUAAUGCUAAAGCUCAGCAGCUGUCCACAAUGACUCAUCUGCCCCCCAUUCCCAAUUUAGCUAUUAAAGAGUUCUCACUGAAUUAUCUCAGUUACUAUUGGACAUGCUGCAACUCUCACAGUACUGAAAUAUUCUUCCACAAGUUGUGACUAUUUAUAUUUGAUUUGAGAUUUUAAAGUGCUUUAGAAACAAAAUUGCAAUGAGAAGAAAAUUUCAGGUGAUGAAGUGGGCAAGGCGUGUGUACAAGGGUCCUGUCUUGCACAGAACAAUCGUCUCUCCAGCAGCCUGUGGCCUCCUUGAUUUCCUGAAUUUCAAUUAAAGAUUAGGGGAAGACAUUCCUUCCACAGGGCAUUUUCUGAUCAGAAAGUUCCAGCAGAUUGGUGGGGGGGGGGGGGUGUUGCAGAGUAAUGGAGUCAUGCGUAGCAGAAAGGAGAAACACAUAAAGUACUUUCAAAAUUACCACCAAAAUAAAUUUAAAAUCAAUUAUAAACCAUGCUGAAGAUGAGACAAAAAAAAUAAAAGAGGAAGAAUAGUUCCAGGAAACUGGAGAAGAAAUGUUGGCACAGCACUAUCUUCACAUUUCCUUGAAGCUGGAUGAGUAAGUGUACUGCUCACACUUCAUACAGGUUCUUAGGGAAGUAGCAAUAUUAGAUAUAUUAUGAGAUAUCAACAGUCAUACCAUAGAAAUAUAUGGCUUUUCUACCCAAAGUAGUUAACAUGCACUCAUCAUUCCCUACUCACAGUUGUUUAUGGGUCUUUAGAGGAUGCUGUGGCCUUCUAGUUCUGCUUCUGUGUUUAGCAAGCACUUUCAGGGAGUUGUUUUAGAGGAGAGAAAAUGUGGCAUUGAAUUAUGAAAGCUAAAGGAACUGUUUUUUCACGUAUGUAUUUGUGCUAUUCCACAAAAUUAAAUUGCUACCUAGAGGUUAUGUAUCAGAAAA
Molecule: messenger RNA, 9952 nt
Organism: Varanus komodoensis (Komodo dragon)
Lineage: Eukaryota; Metazoa; Chordata; Lepidosauria; Squamata; Varanidae
Gene: AOC3
Product: amine oxidase copper containing 3
Exons: 4
Coding region: 136-2403 (755 amino acids)
Biological process (GO): amine metabolic process
Cellular component (GO): plasma membrane
Molecular function (GO): quinone binding; copper ion binding; primary methylamine oxidase activity
Source: RefSeq, a predicted model, not a curated record